AUGCCUACUACUACCACUAAAUGUAGCAACAAGCAUGCUGUGGACACUGAGAAGCUCGUGUUCAGACAUGAGUUCCCGGUCAAGCGUUUCUGUAGGCCAGACAAGCUCAGAGAUGCACUCUGCGAUAUCUUUGGCUCAGAUGAUUGGCUUGUCGAGGCCAGUGGAAAUAAUGUUACCAUCAAGGUUGGAAGACGGGUUGAUCUCGAGGAGGAAUUGAAGGCACGUCGUGUCAUCUUCAACUCUAUGGGGAUAGCUUGGGCUGUAAGCUUCUUCCAGUUGUUUGAGUACAUCCGCUUCUGA
Messenger RNA from Fusarium odoratissimum NRRL 54006, 300 nucleotides. RefSeq lists its product as uncharacterized. The record is from RefSeq and is a predicted model, not a curated record. Lineage: Eukaryota; Fungi; Ascomycota; Sordariomycetes; Hypocreales; Nectriaceae. The coding region runs from base 1 to 300 and encodes 99 amino acids. The transcript has a single exon.